CGUUUCUGUUAAGUUGAUCACGCUGGGUUCGUGGAGAUGUGAUAGUAUAUUUUUUUUAACGAGCUUGGGAUGCUGAAUGAACGUUUUCGGCUGAAGUCAGCAUUCGAGUGUUGGUGAACGUUGCGUCUGUCCCGUCCGAGUGAUUUGCUGCCCUUCUGUGUGUCGCAAUGUAUGAGGAAGGGUUCGCAGCUGUGAUUCAUUUUUGCGUGGAGAAGUCGGAUGCGGAAGUUCCGUGGGGGAUUGAGCUUGCAGGCGGGAUCGACCAAGGUCAACCGUUCACGAUUGCAAAAAUAUAUCCUGGAGCAUGGACGAGCCAGCGGCUGGAAAUAGGAGACAGAGUUCUCCAGCUUCAGAAAGCCGAUUUAAACACGUUGACGAAUUCUGCUGCAAAUCGCAUUUUGGAAGCAAGUGCCAAGAUAAACAAACUUGAGAUGACUAUCGGCAAAGCGAGGAGAACGAUAUCGUCGCUUUCUCGUCGCGGCGUGCGUGGGCGCAGCGCUGCCGUGACUCAGUCGCCACGACCGACACCUGGAUCUGGCCGCCGAGGUCACGGUGGAGAGUGGACCUCGACUCGUGGCUGCAAUAAACGUGGAACAGCAACUUCCCUGGAAUUCUAA
Molecule: messenger RNA, 617 nt
Organism: Notodromas monacha
Lineage: Eukaryota; Metazoa; Arthropoda; Ostracoda; Podocopida; Cyprididae
Source: the annotation of a GenBank genome assembly